Messenger RNA from Patella vulgata (common limpet), 1486 nucleotides. Its product is annotated as pancreas transcription factor 1 subunit alpha. Gene Ontology annotation, molecular function: DNA-binding transcription factor activity, RNA polymerase II-specific; protein dimerization activity; RNA polymerase II transcription regulatory region sequence-specific DNA binding. Lineage: Eukaryota; Metazoa; Mollusca; Gastropoda; Patellidae. The transcript is spliced from 2 exons. The record is from RefSeq and is a predicted model, not a curated record. Gene Ontology annotation, biological process: developmental process; regulation of transcription by RNA polymerase II. Bases 101 to 724 code for a protein of 207 amino acids.
GAUUACGAUAUAAUUCAAGAGGCUAUACACAAGUUGUAAACUUCCUUUUUAAUGAUUUGAAUUUAAUUUUGUGAUUUGUGCUCGCGCUGACUUUACAGUCAUGAAUGACAUAAAUUUUACCCACGAACAUUUUUUAAACUCUUUCAGUAGUUACGAAAGUUUUUCUAGCCAGCUAUCUCUUUUUGAACCGAGAUCAGGAUUCGGUUCUCCGAAUUCCAACCAAGAAAAUAUCGGAAAGCAGCGGCGGAAGAAAAAACGCGGAGCAGUUCAACAAUAUCAACAGCGGCAUGCGGCGAAUAUGAGAGAACGCAAGCGAAUGCAGUCCAUCAACGACGCAUUUGAAGGUUUACGCACGCACAUCCCAACGUUACCAUAUGAAAAAAGACUUUCUAAAGUUGAUACAUUAAGACUUGCAAUCGGAUAUAUUGGUUUUCUCGCUGAAUUAGUGGAGUCGGAUGUGCAAGCUAAAGAAAAUGUUACAAGCCAGUUAGGAGAACAGCCGAAAAAAGUCAUCAUUCAUUGUCACAGGGGUUCAGAAAAUAUGGAACAGUAUGGUUUACCUCCCUUAGCUGGUCAUUCUUUAUCGUGGACGGAUGCAAAGAAACCCGCGUACGGACCAAAUAAAACUCUUAGUGCUAAAAUUUGGAUCCCUGAAGACCCGCGUCAUUUGAAAACACAAGAAGCAGAUUGUUCGGGACUACUGGAUUCUUCGGGUGAAAUAUGAUCAAAUUGCGAAAUUGUUUAUAUAUUAGAUUGUCCAGACAUCUAGAAGACAUUGAAUUACGCAAUGAUGGGUUAAAAGAACAAGACAAUUUAAGAAAAAAUCAGGAAAGGAAACGGAUCUGAACUAGUUUCGUUUUCUGUUUUGGUUUCAGAAAGCUACUUUAUAUCGCUGUGAACAAUAUAAGUUAUGAAGGAAACAAAAAUAAUACUAUUAUUAUUAAUAUUUAUGAAUAGUAUGUAAGUUCUGUGUUUGAAAACAGACUGAUAAGAUUAACAGGAGACAAACAUUCCAGUGAUCUCGUUUUUACAAGCCAUGACUUCUCGGUACACCUUUGGUUUAAUUAAUGGGCGACAUUAUUCACAAAGAUCAACACGUAAAAAUGAGAGUUUUUUUUAAAUGCGAUUACCCCGUAAAUACUUCUGAAGCAUUGACGGCCUAACCUUAGCCAUAAAGCAUUCCUAGUUCAUUGAAUCUACCAAACACUCCUUGUGCUUUUUUAUCAUACAAUAACAAAAGGAUGCCCUAACCCUAAAUUCUAUAGUUACGAAUAGCCUCUUCUAAAUCAAAUCCUAUUUUUAGUUUCAUCAUUAACAUACACUGUCGACAGUUGAAACUACUUCAUGCCAUCUAAACCUUAGCUGAAUCUAUUGACUUAAUCCAAUCUAUUCGCACAAUCAAACAGAUAUAUUGUAUCUUAAAUUUUUAUUUACAGGUUAUAAAAAAUGAUUUUGAUGUUUUGAAAUGUCACCGUUAUACAGAACU